CCGCAGGGCUGUGCCAGCAGGGCAGAAGGCUGAGGAUGGGGAUGGAGGGACUCCUGUCCCCUCAGGUGCUGUGGCUGCUCCUCUGGCUGCAGCUGUGCAGGGAGUACACAGGGUUCAGGCUGGUGAAUGGCAGCACAGCUUGUGAUGGAAGAGUGGAGGUCCAGGUGCUGGGGACCUGGGGCACCCUCUGUGCUUCCCGUUGGGACCUCUUGGAUGCCCACGUUCUCUGUCGCCACCUCAACUGUGGGUUUGCUGAGUCCAUUCCUGGAGGAGGGCACUUUGGGAGAGGCACGGGCCCCACCUGGAGAGAGUCAUUCCACUGUGAUGGGACUGAAGGCCACCUGGGAUGGUGCCCAGUGACUGCCCUGGGAGCCUCACCAUGCUCCCACGAGAAUGUCGCUGCUGUCAUUUGCUCAGGUGACUCCGCAUCCCUGCGGCUGGUGGGUGGAGAGAGCCGGUGUGACGGGCGAGUGGAGAUCUUCCAGCGCGGGACAUGGGGCAGAGUCCUGGAUGACCAGUGGGACAUGCAGGAGGCCAGCGUGGUGUGCCGGCAGCUGCGGUGUGGAGAGGCAGAGACAGCCUACAACCCCCCGAAGCCUGAGAGAGGGACAGGUCCCGUGGGGCUGCGAGGGGUGCAGUGCUCAGGGCAUGAGGCCAGCCUGACCCUCUGCAACACCUCCCUGGCCGAGAGUGCGCUGGCAGCAGGGAUUGCAGAGGAUGUGGGGGUCGUUUGCUGGGGGAGCCGGCAGGUCCGGCUGGUAAACGGGUCCGGGCGCUGUGCUGGGAGAGUGGAGAUCUACUACCAGGGCAGCUGGGGGACCAUCUGUGAUGAUGGCUGGGACCUGCCCGAUGCCACUGUCGUUUGCCACCAGCUGGGCUGCGGAGGGGCGGUGGAGGCGGUUGGCUCUGCUCGGUUUGGGGAAGGCUCUGGGCAGAUCUGGCUGGAGAGUGUGAACUGCUCCGGGGCUGAAGCUGCUCUCUGGGACUGCCCGGCAGGGUCCUGGGGGAAGCACGACUGCGGGCACAAAGAGGACGCAGGAGUCGUCUGCUCAGAUUUCGUGGCCCUGAGGCUGGAGAACAGCACCAACUGCUCCGGGCGCCUGCAGGUUUUCUAUAACGGGACAUGAGGGAGCGUUUGCUCCAACUCAAUGACUCCCAAAACGGUGUCGCUGGCCUGCAAGGAGCUGGGCUGUGGGGAUGCAAAAUCCUUGGAACGAUACCCGACCUCUGGCAGGCUGACUGGCCCCGCCUGGCUGGAUCGCGUGGAGUGUGGGGAGAGAAACAGCUCCUUCUGGCAGUGUCCCUCUGCUCCCUGGGACCCACAGUCCUGCGAUGACCUGCGAGAUGAGACCCACAUCAGCUGCAACGGGAGACAGCCAGAAACACCCCCGGCCCUGGGGGCCACAUGCCCAAACUCCACGAGCUGCACAGACAGGGAGAAGAUUCGUGCCGUGGGAGGCGAGAAGGGGUGCUCGGGCAGAGUGGAGGUGUGGCACCGUGGCUCCUGGGGGACGGUGUGCGACGACUCGUGGGACAUGCAGGAUGCUGAGGUGGCAUGCAGGCAGCUGGGCUGUGGUCCCGCAGUGUCUGCCCCGGGCGAGGCUGCCUUUGGGGAGGGGACGGGCCCCAUCUGGCUGGAGAAGGUGGAGUGCCGGGGGACAGAGCCGUCUCUGCAGGACUGCUGGGCCCAGCCUGGGGACAGCGGUGCCUGCCGGCAUAAGGAGGACGCUGCCGUGAACUGCUCGGAUCCCACCCAGGGCCGUCCGACGGGCAGCAGGAGAGUCUCAUUGCCUGUCAUCAUCUGCAUCAUCCUGGGAGCCCUUCUCUGCCUGCUCCUGGCCCUCCUGGCCGGGCAAGUGUGGAGUGCUAGGGCUGGGCGCAGAGUGGAGGUCCAUACUUCCCAGCAGCUCCAUCAAACAGAUGGCAAGCGUCUCCUGAAGAGCCUGUAUCCAUCCUGCACAUCCCCCGAGCUGUGCAAGCUGUCCCAUCACACCUCGGCAGUUAUUCCAUCCCAUGUGGCACGUCUGUGA
Grus americana (Whooping crane) is the source of this 2030-nucleotide messenger RNA. Its product is annotated as scavenger receptor cysteine-rich domain-containing protein SCART1-like. The transcript is spliced from 9 exons. Lineage: Eukaryota; Metazoa; Chordata; Aves; Gruiformes; Gruidae. The record is from RefSeq and is a predicted model, not a curated record. Gene Ontology annotation, cellular component: membrane.